Messenger RNA from Alnus glutinosa, 909 nucleotides. RefSeq lists its product as uncharacterized. The record is from RefSeq and is a predicted model, not a curated record. The coding region runs from base 1 to 909 and encodes 302 amino acids. The transcript has a single exon. NCBI's taxonomy places the organism in Eukaryota, Viridiplantae, Streptophyta, Magnoliopsida, Fagales, Betulaceae.
AUGCUCGCUUAUGGAGUACCAGCUGAAUAUGUUGAUGAGUAUGUGCGAAUUGGAGAAACUACUGCAGUAGAAUCUCUUCAAAGGUUUGUUAGUGCGGUGGUUAAUAUUUUUUCUAAUGAAUAUUUAAGGUCUCCAAACAACAAUGAUGUUGCUAGAUUGUUAGAAGUUAGCGAAACUCGUGGUUUUCCAGGGAUGUUGGAUAGCAUUGAUUGCAUGCACUGGACAUGGAGGAAUUGCCCAGUUGCGUGGAAAUGUGUGUUUAUUGGCCAUUGUCAUGAACCAACAAUGAUUUUAGAAGCAGUGGCUUCACAAGAUCUAUGGUUAUGGCAUGCAUUUUUUGGGUUACCGGGUUCUCACAAUGACAUCAAUGUUCUAGAACGGUCUUCUGUGUUUUCUCAUAUCACAGAAGGGUGUGCUCCUCCAGCCAAUUACACAAUCAAUGGUCGUAACUACACAAUGGGAUACUAUAUUGGUGAUGGUAUAUAUCCACAGUGGUCAACUAUUGUAAAGACAAUUUCAUGCCCACAAGGAAAUAAGGCAAAACUAUUUGCUGCAGCCCAAGAGUCAGCAAGAAAGGACGUGGAACAUGCGUUUGGAGUGCUUCAAGCACGAUUUGCAAUCGUUCGUGGACCUGCACAUGGUUGGAGUCGUGAAACGCUCACUUACAUUAUGAAAGCGUGCAUAAUAAUACGUAACAUGAUCGUUGAAGACGAACGAAAUACUGACGAUGCUAGUGACAUUGAUUAUGAACAAAUCGAUGAAACUCCUUAUAUACAAAUUUCUCACGAGCAUACCCCUGGAUUUUUGGAGUUCAUUAAAAGGCAUGUGAACAUUAGAGAUCGUCAAACUCAUUCUCAGCUACAAUCCGACCUUAUCGAGUACCUAUGGCAAUUGCAUGGUCAAUUUUAA